GCGCAGUUGCAGAAAGGAGAGCGGUUGCCAAGGCAGCCACCAAUCUCCCCUCCCCCUUUUUCCUCCAUUCCUCUUUCCCGUUUAUUAUCGGCAGAGGUCGCAUGGCAGAGGGAAGUCCAACCACUUCUGUACUGGAACCAAUGCAAGAAUAUGCACCUCCAUGACAAAGCCUGUAUGGAUUCCUGAGAGCAGUUGGAAAACAGAGGCUGCAGAUUUGUGGACUGCACUUUAGCCGUGAGAAAAAAAAAGAAAGAAAAAGAAAGAAAGAAAGAAAAAAUUCCUGAGACGGGAUCUAAGUUGGAGGUUUGCAUUUGUUUUUGCCAACACGUGCGCAUCAAUGAAUUUGUCCUCUCCGUGUUGAGUGAGUGAAUGUUUUGCAUCCUGGUGCGGGGCUCUAAGGAGGACUGCGCAUCACCAGAGUUGGUGCCGAAGUUCGGCCGCGAACGGAUGUGAGGAAACAGUGCCGAGUAAAACUCCCCCACUUGUUUUUGUUUUUUUUUCUUCUUCUUCUUCUUCUUCUUCAUCUUUUUUUUUCUCUCUCCUUCUUUUUGUCUCUCUCGCUUUGGCGUUGUGUUUGCUAAAACAAUAGUGAGUCAAAGACGCUGAAAGUGAUUUCAUGCCUUCAGUCUCGUACAACCUGAGAUGGACGUGAGAUUUUAUCCUGCGCCCCCGGCAAAUGUGGGUUCAUGCUCCCUGCCGACUGAUCCAAGUUGCUUGAGCUCGCUGGACUAUUAUCACUCGAACAAGGCCCGAUACAGUGUGGGUGAACGAGGGGUUAGGCUCCACACUGCACCCCCUUCAGGCAUCAGUUCUUCUAGGAAAAGACUGUCCACUGCUGUGUUUGAUGCUGACAACAUGUACAUGAAUGACAGUAACCAAGAGUUUCGGUCACCAAACCAGAGCUACACUAGUCAGGGCAGAGGCAGCAGUGGUGGUGGAGGAGGAGGAGCAGGGGAUGAAGACUACGAGAUUCCCCCCAUCACACCCCCGAACCAUGCCGACCCUUCUCUGCUGCAUCUCAUGGAGCAUGAGUCUGGAUACCCCUUCCACUCUCUGCCUCACAAUGGUCUGCUCAACACUUACUCCUACCCAGAGCUGCCCGCCCUCAUGAUGUCCAACAUGCUGGGUCAGGACACUCACCUCCUUUCUGGGCCUAUGCACUCGAUAAGCAGCGAGAAGCGAUCCUCAGCAGAAAUGAUGAAGCCCAAACCCAAACCUCAAAAGAAGAAGAAGAAGAAGGAUCCCAAUGAGCCACAGAAGCCUGUGUCAGCAUAUGCGCUCUUCUUCAGAGACACCCAGGCAGCUAUCAAGGGCCAAAAUCCCAAUGCCACCUUUGGGGACGUCUCUAAGAUUGUGGCCUCUAUGUGGGACAGUCUUGGAGAGGAACAGAAGCAGGGCUACAAGAGGAAAACUGAGGCGGCUAAGAAAGAGUACCUGAAAGCCUUGGCCGCAUACCGAGCCAGUCUGGUUUCCAAGACUUACAAUGACCCUGAACCAAAAAGUGCCCAGCAGACAAGCCAACCCUCCCACCUGCUGCCCCCCAAGCAGCCCCUGUACAGCAUGCCCCCUCAGCCCUCUUCACCGUACCUGGGCCCACCAGGCUCCUACCCACUUUCAGAGCUCCAGAGCUAUGGCGGACCACCCCGCCACACCCUGGCUUCAACCCUCAGCCAGAGCCAGAUGCUCCCACCUAGUAUGAGUGCCUCCCCCCCAGCACCCUUUCAGAUCAGUCCACCUCUGCAUCCUCACGCUCAGCUCUCCCUGAACCAGAGCUCCCUGCUCAAUCAGCCAAUCCGCAUGCAGCAGUCACAGCCAAUCAUCUCACACCAAAUGGGGCUCCAGCCAUCUCUGCAUUCCCCUCCUCUCAGCCAACAGGGAUUCUCCCAUCUUCAGGCUGAUUACCAGAACAGUGUUGGAGGCUCACAGUCUCCAGGGGCCCCCAAUCCAGUACAUGGCCAGAACCCUGACUGGGAAAGCGAGUACUGCAACAGGGACUGUGGACCCAACCAUUGCGGCGGUGGCAUGGGAGCUCGGGACAAGCCUCUCUACCUCACUUGAAGUUGAAUGACCUCCACAUGCCAGACUCCAGGGAGCUUUCCAACAUAACAAUAGCAUCAUCCACAUAACUGCUUUUACACCUUUUUGUUUUACUUCUUUUCUGAUGGAUUUGGAAAAUCCCAAAGACUGCUGCAGUAACUUCACUGAUUUGCCAAGCACUUAGAUCGGCCCAAGGCACUUCCCUUUCUUUUUUUCUUUUUUCUUUUUCUAAUCAGUGAAGUUUUUUUUAGGGCGCUUUAAGCUUAUGCCAACAAACUGGAAGACCCAAAAAUGUCUUCUCCUUUUGAUAUGAAUUUCUUUCAAAAAAUAUCUUUUCUUCUCUUUGCUCCAUUACUAUUUUUGCCAUGGAUUGCCCUUGGGGAGAUGAAAUUGCUCAAAGCAUACUCAAAAAGUAUAUGGGUCUUGGAUAAAAGAUCCAGUUCAGGAACUAGAAUAUAGUCACUUCUUUUAGGGUGAAUACACUUCAGGACAGUCUGAAACACCCCAAGAGAGGAAAAGCAAAGCAACAUUUUAAUGAAAGUAUAGUCACAAACACAUAAGACAUUUGUAAAUCAUCUUUCCUCUUAGUAAAGGACUCCAUCAUUUCCUUUAUUUAUCACAGAGUGAUUGUAAAUAUCACCAAAAACGAUCCCUCUUACGUGUGUAUUGAGCUGCAGUCCCUUGCUUUUUUUUUGUUUUAAUAUCCAUUUUGUUUGAUUAUGUGAUUUCUGUGCAGGAGGAUUCAGUGAGGGAAUACACACACUAAAACUCAUGUUGAAACUGUGUUCACUGGUCUUCUCUCUAAAUAAGAAGGAAAUGCAGAGACUGAAAAUGCUCAAUUUUCCUCCUCAGCUGGCAGAGCUCUGAAAGAGUGUCACUCUCUUCACAUGACCUCAGGACAUUGCAGAACUGUAGGGGUCAAAGAUUAAAACCUCUCCUUUUAGCUCCUCCCACUCUUUGUCAUUAAGGAACACCCCCACCUGUAACCCCACCCCACAACUCCCUUAGUCUCACACCACUUGUACAGGUGAAUAAAAAAAAAGUUGCUAAAUGUGAAAUGUUACUAAAGAAAAAAACAUAACAGUGGGUUUUAAAGUUUUUGACUAGUUUUAUUAGGUGUUUAGCAUUGUGUUGAACUCAUCUUUAUCUUUUUUUUGUGAGGAAAAAAAAUUCUCAAGACAUUUUGUUUUUUUCACUGUAGCAGGAUUUGCAUUUCAGCAGGACAGAAAAGGGGGUAAAUAUUUUAAUUUUGUGUAUAAACCUGCCAAACAUACUUCUUUAAUUUGUAAAGUCAGCGAUGAAAGAUCCCAUUUGAUUUUGUUUAAUAUGUUUUACAAUUUGGUCAUUCUAUUUAAUUUGGUUGCAGGUUUCACAUCUAUUUAUGAAUGAUAUGAAGUAAAAUUUUGGCUUAUUUCCAUCAUUAUUAUUAUUAUUAUUAUUAUUAUUAUCAUUAUUAUUAUUAUUAUUGAUCCAACAACAUUAUUAUUAGAAUAAUAAAUAUUUUUUUCAGAAAAGGUUGUUGGUGCAUUUCUCAUAUACUUGUACCAGCAUUAGCUUCAGUUUUGUGUCACAAAUACUUCUUUUUGUUUUCUUUUGUCUGUAAUAAAAUGUUUAAAGUGGAAAA
This is a messenger RNA of Melanotaenia boesemani (Boeseman's rainbowfish), 3661 nucleotides long. Its product is annotated as thymocyte selection-associated high mobility group box protein TOX-like. Gene Ontology annotation, biological process: regulation of transcription by RNA polymerase II. Gene Ontology annotation, molecular function: chromatin DNA binding. The transcript is spliced from 9 exons. The record is from RefSeq and is a predicted model, not a curated record. Gene Ontology annotation, cellular component: nucleus. The coding region runs from base 643 to 2058 and encodes 471 amino acids. NCBI's taxonomy places the organism in Eukaryota, Metazoa, Chordata, Actinopteri, Atheriniformes, Melanotaeniidae.